Molecule: messenger RNA, 2103 nt
Organism: Aspergillus ruber CBS 135680
Lineage: Eukaryota; Fungi; Ascomycota; Eurotiomycetes; Eurotiales; Aspergillaceae
Product: bifunctional molybdopterin adenylyltransferase MobB/molybdopterin molybdotransferase MoeA family protein
Exons: 4
Coding region: 1-2103 (700 amino acids)
Biological process (GO): Mo-molybdopterin cofactor biosynthetic process; molybdenum incorporation into molybdenum-molybdopterin complex
Cellular component (GO): cytoplasm; cytosol
Molecular function (GO): molybdopterin molybdotransferase activity
Source: RefSeq, a predicted model, not a curated record
AUGGCAGAAACGAAGCUUAAGCCAGCGAUUCUGAUUAUAUCAGAUACCGCAUCUCAGAACCCGGCAUCUGAUAAAACAGUGAAUGUCCUCUCAACAUCAUUUGCUGUAGCAGGGCCGGGUACCUGGGAAUCGCCCGUCACCAAGAUUGUACCGGACAGUGUGCUUGAUAUUCAACGGGCCAUUUGCGAUUGGACAGAUGGACCGGACUGGUUUAACUUAAUUCUUCUCAGCGGUGGAACGGGAUUCGCGGUUAAGGAUAAUACGCCUGAGGCCGUAUCACCGCUCGUCCAUCGCCAUGCGCCGGGUCUUGUACACGGCAUGAUUGCGGCCUCUUUGCAGGUUACGCCUUUUGCCAUGAUGUCUCGACCAGUCGCAGGUGUUCGUGACAAGUCUUUGAUUAUCACAUUACCGGGAUCACCCAAGGGGGCCAAGGAAAAUCUCGAAGCAGUCAUCAAACUUCUGCCGCAUGCAUGUAUCCAAGCAGCCGGGGCAAACUCCAGAGCAAUCCAUGCGGGUGGCGUUAAGAAGCUCGAAGCCGAUAUAGGCGUAUCUUCUGGAGGACAGGGUCAUCCUAAUUCUCACAACCAUCAUCAUCACCAUCACCAUGGUCACGGCCACGCAAUUCCAAAACCGCAUACAUCGCCAUCAGAACGACCACAAUCCAAUGAUCCAAAUGGUGCACCAAGCCGGCGGCACCGUUCAUCACCGUACCCGAUGCUCUCCGUGGAUGAAGCACUCAAGUUGAUCAGUGAACACACCCCUGGACCCGAAGUGAUUGAAGUCCCUGUGACGACUGCGCUUGUAGGUUCUGUGGUAGCUGAAGAUGUCUACUCCGGAGAGGCCGUUCCAGCAUAUCGAGCAAGCAUUGUCGAUGGCUAUGCAGUCAUUGCCCCGGAGUCGCCUACAUCCGGCCCAAGCACCAAAGGAGUCUUCCCCGUGGCUUCUGUCAUGUAUGCCAACGCCGGUGGAGCCCUAUCGCCUCUCGGACCCGGGACCAUUGCUAGAAUCACAACCGGAGCACCUCUCCCACCCAACGCCAAUGCGGUAGUCAUGGUCGAGGAUACAGUACUCGCAUCAACAACCCCAGAUGGAAACGAAGAAGCAACCGUCGAAAUCCUAACCGGAGAGAUCAAACCAAAAGAGAAUGUCCGCGAACCAGGCAGCGAUGUCGCACUGGAGUCUCGAGUCCUCUCAAAGGGCGACCAAAUCACAUCUGUCGGUGGCGAACUCGGCCUCCUAACCGCAACAGGAACCAAAACCAUCAAGGUGUUCAAGAAACCCUGCAUCGGCGUCUUGAGCACCGGAGAUGAACUCGUUGAACACAACGCCCUUGUUACACUCCAAGGUGGCCAAAUUCGUGAUUCCAACCGUCCCUCCCUUCUAUCCUGUCUGGCAUCAUGGGGCUUCCCAACAGUCGAUUUGGGGAUCGUCCGCGACACAGCGGGCGAACUCGAGCAAACCCUCCGUGAUGCACUAAGAGGAGUCGGACAAACCGACUCAUCCAAUAUCGACGUAGUCGUCACCACCGGUGGCGUAUCAAUGGGAGAAUUGGACCUCCUCAAACCCACCAUCGAGCGCUCCCUAGGCGGAACUAUCCAUUUCGGACGUGUUUCCAUGAAACCAGGCAAACCGACCACUUUCGCUACCAUACCUUUUAAACCUUCGACAACAACAUUAUCACAAUCAGAACGCCAAUCGAAACUAAUCUUUUCCCUCCCCGGCAACCCCGCCUCAGCACUCGUCACGCUAAAUCUCUUCGUCCUCCCAUCUCUGCACAAACUAAUGGGAUUGGGUGAAAGAUCUGCAACUCCUUCUCUGCCUGGUGCGCUAGGUCUGCCGUUUAUAUCAGUUACCCUGGCGCACCCAUUCCCGCUUGACUCCAAACGCACCGAUUAUCAUCGUGCCAUUGUUUCGGCUUCGCGGACGGAUGGGCGAUUAUACGCUUCGAGUACGGGGUUGGAAGGUGUUGGUCAGCGGAGUUCGAGGGUUGGGAGUAUGGCUAGUGCUAAUGCGCUUGUGGUGCUGCAGCCGGGAAGUGGGAAUGCUGAGAAGGGGAGUUUGGUGCAGGCAUUGAUGUUAGGAAAUGUUAUUGCGGGGGAGUGA